UCAAACCAGAUCUCAGAAGGUGGUAAAAGAAUGGGCAAGAGAAGAGCAAAUGGGAUUAUCCUUUUAUGCCUUCAACUCUUGGCAUGUUUAUUUGAAAGCAGAGGUGAUGGAAGAGAGAAGAUGAGAGGGAUGUUUAUAUUCGGAAGCUCGUUGGUGGACAACGGCAACAACAACUUCCUUCAAGACUCUUUGGCUAAAGCUGAUUUCUUUCCGUACGGAAUAGACUUCCCCGGCGGACCAUCUGGUCGGUUUACCAACGGGAAAAAUGUCGUCGACCUGCUGGCUGAAAUGCUUAAGCUCCCCCGUCUUAUUCCACCCUUCUCCGAUCCUUCAACUAAGGGAAGCAGAGUGAUUCAUGGCGUCAACUUCGCCUCUGGUGCCUCUGGUAUAUUGGACGAAACCGGUUUUGUUGCGCGGCAAGUGAUAACCCUAAAUCAACAAAUAAGGAACUUCGAGGACAUUACACUGCCGGAACUGAAAAAACAGCUGGGGUGCAAAAGAGGGAGCAGUGAGUUGAUUAAAAACUACAUGUUCGUGGUGGGAACCGGAGGGAACGACUAUUCCUUCAACUAUUUUCUCAGAAGAGGCGACAACAACCCCACCCUUCAAGCUUUCACUGCCAAUCUCACCAGCUCCCUUUCCCUCCAACUCAAGAAGCUGUACACAUUAGGAGCAAGGAAGUUCGUGUUGAUGUCCGUAAACCCGCUGGGAUGUUACCCGAUGUUGAAAACACGGCGUAACGGGAGCAGCUGCAUCGAAGCUCUGAACCAGGCGGCGACGCUCUUCAACGACGGGUUGAAAUCGUUGAUAGAUGUGGCUAAAUCCGACAUGCAAAAUUCAAGUCUUGUUUUUGUCAACUCCUACAAGAUCAUAAGCGACAUAAUCGAAAACCCUUCCACCAAAGGCUUCAAAGAUGCAAACAAUGAAUGCUGUGAAGUGGUGCCAUCGGCACAGUUAGGAGGGAGUGGGACAUUAUGCAUGCCAGGAGGGAAGAUAUGUAGCGACAGAAGUGCUCAUGUGUUCUUCGAUGGGCUUCAUCCCACGGAAGCAGUGAAUGUAGAAAUAGCAACGAAGGCUUUCACUUCCUAUCUUCAAACCGAAGUUUAUCCCAUUAAUGUUUAUCAACUUGCCAAGCUUAAGCAUUAGGUUUAGAUUUCUAUGCAUCAGUUGUAUAUCUAGCCCUGGAUUUUAUCUCUCAGC
Molecule: messenger RNA, 1200 nt
Organism: Hibiscus syriacus
Lineage: Eukaryota; Viridiplantae; Streptophyta; Magnoliopsida; Malvales; Malvaceae
Product: GDSL esterase/lipase At1g29670-like
Exons: 3
Coding region: 31-1146 (371 amino acids)
Molecular function (GO): hydrolase activity, acting on ester bonds
Source: RefSeq, a predicted model, not a curated record